Molecule: messenger RNA, 684 nt
Organism: Sinocyclocheilus rhinocerous
Lineage: Eukaryota; Metazoa; Chordata; Actinopteri; Cypriniformes; Cyprinidae
Exons: 4
Coding region: 16-684 (222 amino acids)
Cellular component (GO): extracellular region
Molecular function (GO): serine-type endopeptidase inhibitor activity
Source: RefSeq, a predicted model, not a curated record
AUCAAAGUGGGUAGGAUGACAGCUCGAGUGUUUUUCUCGUUGAUUGCUGUUUUAUUGUGUCUGUUUGGAUACUUGAGCAUAACUCACGCUAUUCAAAGACGAACCACAGUGAACGGUUUCUGUCCGGCGAGGCUGACGGUCGUGCCGUCCCGUCGAGGAUGUUCUUCUGAUAAAGACUGCCCUGGAGGACACAAAUGCUGUCGAUUUGACUGUGGGCCUGUUUGCGUGCUGCCUGUUUUCAUGAAGCCGGGUCAAUGUCCCAUACCGGAGUCGAUUCCACUGUGUGCUGAAAGCUGUUUCCAGGAUGGCCAGUGUCCUGCCACACAGAAAUGUUGCCCAACCACCGGUGACUUUGCAUGCAGUGAACCACGUGGUCAGGGAAGUGGCCAGGGCCAGGGAAGUGGUCACGCCAGGGUCAGGGAAGCGGCUAUGGUCAGGGAAGCGGCCAGGGAAGCGGCUAUGGUCAUGGAAGUGGCUAUGGUCAUGGAAGCGGCCAGGGAAGUGGUCAUGGUCAGGGAAGCGGUCAGGGAAAUGGCUAUGGUCAGGGAAGCAGCCAGGGAAGCGGCUAUGGUCAUGGAAGUGGCCAGGGAAGUGUUCAUGGUCAGGGAAGCGGUCAAGGGAAUGGUCAGGGAUGUGGUCAUUGAAAUGGUCACAGUAGUUUUGCAUAACGCUUACUGGAGAUAA